GACUGAACGUGAACUCGCCUCAGAGGAGCUGAUUUACCCGUUUAUAUGCUCUUAGUGAAGCCCUGAGAGCGGCAUUGCAUUGCACAGAAGCGGACAAACUGUGGAUAUUUCAUCUCAUACUGUUGCGUUUGAUGCGCGGCGGAGUCUGCUGUCUUUCAUAAGAGUGUGCUCGGAUCCGACGAACCUUUCAUUCCUCGAGCUUUCAUGUCUGUGGUUUGACUCCACUGAAACUCGACUUCCAGAGGUUCUUUGAUUGAUCGCACCUGAUCGGAAUCAGACGGCGGAUUUUUGCCUUGUUCAUAUGAUGGGAAGAAGUGAAAAGACUGCGGGAAGAGCUCGCGCCGCGUCGGGAUUCUUACAGCAGAUGAUUCCUAGAAGAGUUUUCCUUGUUUUAUUGCUCGUCAACAUCGGUGCGGCUCAAGAUGACGACUAUCUGGGAUUGGGCGAGCUCCCAGAGACCUUCCCUUCCGACCCACCUGAGCCCCUCCCACACUUCCUGAUGGAGCCAGAAGAGGCGUACAUCGUCAAGAACAAACCUGUCAAUCUCUACUGCAAGGCCACGCCCGCCACGCAGAUCUACUUCAAAUGCAACAGCGAGUGGGUGCAUCAGAAAGAGCACAUGGUGGAGGAGCGUGUCGACGAGACCUCUGGUUUGGUGGUUCGUGAGGCGAGUAUCGAGAUCACCCGUCAGCAGGUGGAGGAGCUCUUUGGUUUGGAGGAUUUCUGGUGCCAGUGUGUCGCCUGGAGCUCGGCCGGAACCACCAAGAGCCGCAAGGCACACGUCCGCAUCGCCUAUCUCAGGAAAACAUUUGACCAGGAGCCGCUGGGAAAGGAAGUUUCUCUGGAACAGGAAGUGCUGCUCCAGUGCCGCCCACCUGAAGGAAUACCAGCGGCUGAGGUGGAAUGGCUGAAAAACGAGGAAGUAAUCGAUCCUGCAGAUGACCGAAACUUCUACAUCACCAUCGACCACAAUCUGAUCAUCAAACAGGCCCGUCUGUCCGACACGGCCAACUACACGUGCGUCGCCAAAAACAUUGUAGCCAAACGACGAAGCACCACAGCCACUGUCAUCGUCUACGUGAACGGCGGCUGGUCGACAUGGACAGAGUGGUCAGUGUGUAGCAGUCGCUGUGGGCGGGGCUAUCAGAAGAGGACGCGGAGCUGCACCAAUCCAGCGCCUCUGAACGGAGGAGCCAUUUGCGAUGGUCAAGCCAUCCAGAAACUGGCCUGUAACCCCCUGUGUCCAGUUGAUGGACUGUGGACAGAGUGGAGUAAAUGGUCGCCAUGUGGAACGGAGUGUACACACUGGAGAAGAAGAGAAUGCAGCGCACCGGCACCCAAAAAUGGCGGAAAGGACUGUGAGGGGACCGUACUUCAAUCCAAAAACUGUACAGAUGGUCUCUGUAUGCAGACGGCACCGAGCACGGAUGAUGUGGCGCUGUACGUGGGCAUCGUGAUCGCGGUCAUCAUGUGUUUGGUUAUCUCUGUCAUUGUGGCACUCUUCGUCUACCGGAAGAACCACAGAGACUUCGACUCUGACAUCAUGGAUUCAUCGGCGCUCAAUGGAGGUUUCCAGCCGGUCAACAUCAAGACGGCUCGGACAGCCGAUCUCCUAACGGCUCCUCCAGAUCUGACGUCAGCUGCCGCCAUGUACAGAGGUCCCGUUUACGCCCUCCAUGACGUUGCUGAUAAAAUCCCCAUGACGAACUCCCCUCUGCUCGACCCGUUGCCCAACCUGAAGAUCAAGGUGUACAACUCGUCCGGUAUGGUCACGCCUCAGGAGGACCUCUCCGACAUCUCGUCCAAGUUUUCGGCCAAACUCCCGCAAGCCCUGAUCGACAGCGACACCAUCAGCCGUCGCACGCAGACCCUGGUGCGCUCGCGGGACCCUUCCUGCACCGCGUUCGGUUCCUUCAACUCUCUCGGAGGACAUCUGAUCGUUCCCAACUCAGGAGUGAGUUUGUUGGUGCCAGCGGGUGCAAUUCCUCAGGGACGCGUCUAUGAGAUGUACGUGACCGUUCACAGGAAGGAGAGCAUGAGGCCUCAGGUUGACGACACAAAGACUGUUCUGAGUCCAGUGGUCAGCUGCGGUCCUCCUGGAGCUCUCCUCACCCGUCCCGUCAUCAUCACCAUGCACCACUGCGCCGAGGCGGACAGCGAGGACUGGCUCAUACAGCUCAAGAGCCAAUCACAUCAGGGCCAGUGGGAGGAUGUGGUGGUUGUGGGCGAGGAGAACUUCACGACGCCCUGCUACAUUCAGAUGGAUGAAGAGGCGUGCCACAUCCUGACGGAGACGCUGGGCACGUACAGUUUAGUGGGUCAGUCUGUGAGCGCCGCCACCAGCAAGAGACUCAAACUGGCCAUCUUCGGUCCCGUCAGCUGCACUGUACUGGAGUACAACAUCAGAGUUUACUGUCUGGACGACACGCAGGACGCGCUGAAGGAGGUUCUUCAGAUGGAGAAACAGAUGGGUGGAAAGUUACUGGACGAACCGAAGUCUCUGAACUUUAAGGACAGCACACACAACCUGCGUCUGUCUCUGCACGACGUGCCACACACACUCUGGAAGAGCAAACUCCUCGCCAAAUACCAGGAGCUGUCGUUUCAGCAGGUGUGGAGCGGAUCUCAGCGUAAUCUGCACUGUACGUUCACACUGGAGCGGUUCAGUGCCAGUACAGUCGAUCUCUGCUGUAAGCUGUGUGUGAGACAGGUGGAGGGAGAGGGACAGAUCUUCCAGCUCAACACCACCCUAUCAGAGGACUCUCAGUGUAUCGACACGUCUCUUUUGGAUCCGGCCAGUAACAUCACCACACUGGUGGGUCCAAACGCCUUCCGGAUCCCACUGUCCAUCCGACAGAAACUGUGCGGGAGUCUCGACGCUCCGCAAACACGCGGCAACGACUGGAGGAUGUUAGCGCACAAACUCAACCUGGACAGGUAUCUGAACUACUUCGCCACAAAGUCGAGUCCGACCGGUGUCAUUCUGGACCUGUGGGAGGCGCAGCUUCCCGACGGAAACCUCAACCGCCUCGCCGCCGUGCUGGAGGAGAUGGGUCGCCAUGAGAACAUUGUAUCCAUGGCAACGGACCACUGACACCUGUCCAGAGCGACGGCCGCAGGAUGUUCCCGGGAAGUGUGAGAGCGCGAGUCGCAGGCGGGUCGGCCACAAUCGCCUCCGGAGUCACCGUGGCAACCACAGACCUGCUCGAAACACGCAAGACCGCUCCUGAUUCCGUUUAA
This is a messenger RNA of Xyrauchen texanus (razorback sucker), 3240 nucleotides long. RefSeq names its product netrin receptor UNC5C-like. Gene Ontology annotation, biological process: netrin-activated signaling pathway. The record is from RefSeq and is a predicted model, not a curated record. Gene Ontology annotation, molecular function: protein binding; netrin receptor activity. Gene Ontology annotation, cellular component: membrane. Lineage: Eukaryota; Metazoa; Chordata; Actinopteri; Cypriniformes; Catostomidae.